This is a messenger RNA of Panicum virgatum (switchgrass), 7344 nucleotides long. RefSeq names its product plant-specific TFIIB-related protein PTF2-like. NCBI's taxonomy places the organism in Eukaryota, Viridiplantae, Streptophyta, Magnoliopsida, Poales, Poaceae. Gene Ontology annotation, cellular component: nucleus; transcription factor TFIIIB complex; transcription preinitiation complex. The coding region runs from base 131 to 1891 and encodes 586 amino acids. The record is from RefSeq and is a predicted model, not a curated record. Gene Ontology annotation, molecular function: RNA polymerase III type 3 promoter sequence-specific DNA binding; RNA polymerase III general transcription initiation factor activity. Gene Ontology annotation, biological process: transcription by RNA polymerase III; transcription preinitiation complex assembly; DNA-templated transcription initiation. The transcript has 5 exons.
AAGCAGUAGAGGCCCCGGAAAUUCGCAAAAGAUCGCCGCGGCUUCCAAUCGAAUCCCCCCUCCCCACUCCUUUCCUUCCGCCGCAAGCCGCCGCCGGCCCCCGCCGCCGCGCCCGCCAUCCUCGCCCACGAUGGGAUCCACAUGCCUGUCGUGCGGCGAGAGCGCGGUGAUCCCGGACCCGGACUCCGGCGUCCACGUCUGCACCUCCUGCGGCGUCAUCGACGACGCCGGCGCGGCGGAGUUCGUCCACCAGGCCACCUUCACCGACUCGGGCGGCCUCGACCUCCGCGUCUCCAGCCUCGUCCGCAACACCUCCGACUCCGCCUACCGCGACCAGAAGCUCGCCGGCGCCACCGCCGCCAUCACCUCCAUCGCCACCCGCCUCGGCCUCUCGCCGACCCGCGCCGAGGAGGCGCUCCGCAUGGCCAAGUCCGCCACCGACGGCCAGCUCGCCACCCCGGGAUCCGCCUUCCUCCCCGCCCUCGCCGCUGCCUGCUCCCUGCUCGUCGCGCGCUCCCACCGCCUCCCGCUCUCCCUCGCCGAGGCGGCGGAGGCCGCGUUCUGCUCCGUGCCCGCCCUCGCCGACCUGGUCUCCCGCGUCGCCGCCCAGCUGUCCCUCCCUCCCCUCCCGUGCUUCGACUACGCCGCCGCGCUCGAUCGCGCCGUGCACCUGUCGCCCUCGCUCACCGCCGCCGCGGGCGAGAAGACGGAGGCGAUUCUAGCACAGGCCCGGUUCCUCCUCCGCUGCGCCUCCAAGUGGUCGCUCACCACCGGCCGGUACCCACUCCCCCUCGUCGCGGCGCUGGUGGCCUUCUCUGCUGAGGUGAACGGGGUCACCUCUCUCUCCGUCCAAGACAUUGCUCAGGACAUCUCCGCCGGAAUCAAGACCAGCAUCCGUCGAUACAAGGAGCUCGUUGGUGCGCUCGUGCAUGUCGCCGGGAAGCUGCUUCCAUGGGGCGCCGAUGUCAAUGCGAAGAACCUGCUCCUUAACGCACCAGUCCUGCUCAGGCUCAUGGAGAUGAGGUCACAGUCAGAUCCUUCUGAAGAGUUUCUUGAGAGCUUCGCUCCAAACAUCGCUGGCAUUGUGCAGGCAUACUCUUCUAUCGAUGACGACGAGUCCAAGUACCUUCAGAUUGCGCCCGUUGGUGCUGAUGAUUUCGAUUUCGAUAAUUUUCUGCAAGAGGGGAAAGAAUUUGAGGAUCAGAAGAUCACAGAGAAGGGUCUAUCAGAUGCUUACCAAAAUGUCUUAAACAGGCUUGCCCAGCUACAGAAACUUGGGAAGGUCAGUAAAGGUGGUGACAAGAGGAAGCUGUGGAAAGGAACACUGGAGCUGGAGCCAUGGAUGGACAGUGUGGAUGAUGGUUGGAAAAGGGACAUGCAGCUUGAGGAUGUGGUGGAUAUUGACAUCGGAUAUGAUGCACCUCCACCAUCGUUUACUGCUGGAAUGAAAUUGAAGAAGAAGAGGAGAGCCCGUAUUGAAGCUGCUAAGCAACGAAUUGAUGCGAUUAGGAAGGCCCCUGCUGCUCUAGCUGCAAGCACCAAUCAUUUACAGCCUGGUGUAAGAAAUGAAGAUGUCUGUCCUCCACAGAAAUUGGCCAAGAAGAAACGCCGGGGAAAGAGGAUGGAUGACAUAGAUCGAAUCUUACUUGAUGACAAUUUGGCAGAGAUGCCGGAUAGUCCAGAUGGCAGGAAGAAGAGACGAAAAAGAGGUUCCUGUGACAGUAUUGAUUGGGAAGAUUGCAUUAUUGAGCUCCUGUUAUUACAUGAUGCAAACGAAGCAGAGAUAGAACAAGGCCAAUACAGAAGAUUGUUGGAGUUGCAUGUAUUCAGUGCAGUAAGUGGAGGAAGAUUGAAAAAUGGUGAUGCAGCGUCUCAAGUCUUCAGUACAUGACCACAAUUUUGCUCAAUGAACAUAGGUUCUUACUGUUCUGUAUUUGCAUUCUUUUAGAAAGCUCGUGCUAAUUGCUAAGUGCAAUUUUGUGAAGUUCAAUUGUGGGAAGAACAUAUUGUGAUAGAGAAAUGAUAACACACAACUAUUGCUUUUGUUCUUCUGUGCUAAUACUGAUAGAAAAGUACAGGUUAAGAAUGAUAUGGCUCCUAACAAUUCCAAUUACUUAGAUGACCUGGAGUUGUGUAAUUUUGUACAUUGCUAUAUGACUUAUGAAUGACAUACAUUUUAGUGUUGCAUUCAGAAUGUUUUAUUACUAAUAUGAGUGUGUCACAGCUGAAGCCACUAAGUGAAAACUUAGGUUGGUGCAAUGUCAUUUCUGAAGUUUGUGUUCAAAUGGCAUGUUAGUUGGAACUGGUUUAUGAUGUGCCUUUUCUAGUAGAUAUUUGAUGUGCAUUUGGAUUUCAACAUUAGUUUCAAAUUUUAAACAAAAUAUAUGCUACUCAAAUUGCUUCAUUGAUGUUGAACAUACCCUUUUGGAUGGAAAGAUCAUUUGGUGUUUGAUCUUGGAGAACAGGCCUGCUAUCCCUCUUCUUAUCUGUCUACGUUGUUGCGUAGUCCUUGUAUAGCUGAAGUUUUCUCCAAAGGACUGGCUCCUAAUUUAUUCAUGUGCUAUUCCAGUACUCAACUGAAAUGUGUUCUUCAUUGGUCAAUAUUCUAGGGUGUAAAGUUCUGUAGAUAGAGUUUCUAGAGAAUCUAUCUAUACUAUAAAAGUUGAAACAUUCUAAAUCAUUUUUCACAAAGAAUUAACCUACCCACCCUCUCACAAAACAUCUCUUAAUGACCUAGAUGUAAGGGGUCAAAAAGCAGUUUACUAUGCUCCAGGUAAAGCAUUAUCCCUUUAUUAAGUGAACUUACCAAAGUUAUGGAUGUCCAAAUAAUCAUCAUGUUUGUGCUAUGCAGACAUGGCCUGUGCGCUCACCAAGGCCUGUUGCAUCAAAGCUUGCUGCUGAUACACCUCUCUUAAUAGGACAGCUGGACAGCGUGUGCUCGAUGCAUUGUUUCCCUCAGUGCUUGGAGGGACAUGUGCUAUUCCUGCCGCGUUUGGUUGUGGAAAAACUGUCAUUAGUCAGGCACUUUUCAAAGUAUUCCAAUUCGAAGCUCUGGUUUAUGUGGGCUAUGGGGAAUGAGGGAAUGAGAUGGCUGAGGUCCUUAAGGAUUUUCCUUAAUUGACAAUGACAUUGAAGGAUGGACGUGAAGAAUUAGGCAUGAAAAGAACAACUCGUGUGGCUAACACCUCAAACAUGCCUGUUGCUGCUUGUGAAGCAUCCAUUUAUACAGGUAUACUUAUAGUCUUAUUACGGUUAUGUUUCAUUCACUUGUAUAGGCACAAGUUCUGCCUCCGGAUAUUUUUCUUGACCAGAUUAUUUUUGCUUUUCAACAAACAAUAAUACUCAAAGUAUCAUUUUGAGAUGGCAUUGUUGCAAGCUUGUAUUGCCUACUUAUGAACUAUCAUCUAUCUGUGACUACAUGCUACCUCUCAGUUCUUCGAGAUUAAAUCUGAUUUCACAAUGAGCUGCAUUGAUCACCUAGAUUUCUAUGUUUUAAUUGUGCUGAGUGCUUGGGAACUUGUCCGCAACAGAGAAGGUCCUGUCAUUCAGUUUAGAAACAAUAGGAGCCAGAUAAGCUGCAAUGACCUUUUGAGGUCCAUUUGAGCUGUACAUAUUGAUGAUUCCUUUGAAAAAAUAAUAGGUCCAGAAGUUAAUUCAUGAGCUGGUAUGUUUUAAGAAUCACCCUAAACUUGCUUGAAAUAGCUAGCAGCUUGAUGAAGGACACCAAAGAUGCUCAAAUGCUGAGUAGGAAUCUAGCUGCAGAGUUUCUUGCUCAGAAGUGCCCUGCUGGUGAACCAGAAAUAAUUAACACAGUUUGUGGUGGCAUUUGUGAAAUCCAAUUAGGUAAACCUCAUCUCAGAUUACUGCCAGGAUUGUUUUCUAUUUUAUUUAGUUAAAUGUCGGGGCACCAUGAUGCUUUUCUUCUCUUUUUUGUUUUUCGAUGUAGCAGUGCGUAUCUGCCAUUAGAAAUUGUUAGAUAACAUUUGACUGAUUCAAACUCAAGCUAUAUUAUUUAGUUAUACGAGGCCUCAAAAUCAAAUAUAGCUAAGGCUUCAAUGAAUAGAACUUACGUUCACUGUAACCAUAGAGCUGGGUAUAUGAAGAGCAAGUAUCUUGGAACGGUAUGUACACAAAAAUUAAUGUUGCUUUCUUUUGACUUCUGAAUUGGAUUUGAUUGCUUUGGGUAUUUGCUCUUUAAUUGAUGAUUACUAUUUCAGUGGAGAGGAUCGAUGUUCUAUAUAUUGCUUUGGGUACUAUUGCGAACUAUAAUGUGGCUAAGCUUUGGAGCUGCUACUUGACAAUCUAGAACAAAACAUAAACUUCAGUAAGGUUGUGGUCGUCUGCCCGUCUCAGAGAGCCUCAGCGAAAUGGCAGUAUCUAUUGGAAGAUGGGAAGCCAGAUCUAUUGUGUCCAACCUGCAGCAAUUUUGUUUCUCUGAAUUCAGUCAUGGAAGCUCACAGACAAGAUCAAAGAGGCAAUAUUUCCACUGUCCUCUGCUUUUUACUCAGGUGAAACUCUUGGUGCAGAUGUCUUCGUUUCUUGACCAUGUUUAUGCUGUUUCCAUUCUUUUCUUGGUUCCCCGUGUCAAGAAGGUAACGGUUUGUACAAGGGUUCAUUACUUGAGCCGAAAUAAGGGAGUAAACUGUAAGCAUGAAUAAAGCAUUUUUGUUCAAUAGUUCAGAUUCAAUUGUUGCCAUAUUCCCAUAUCCUUACAUUGUCAAAUGUCAAUUUAGAUGUCUAUCAUAUCACAUUGUGUUAUAUCCUAUGAAGCUACCUCAUUUUAUAAACUAAUAAGCCUGUUGCGUUCUAAAUAAAAUAUUUGCCAAAUUUGUUAAAUUUUCAGCCAUAGUGUCGACGGAGGAGGCGCCCCUCAGCACUCGUCUCCCAUCUCCAUUUUGUAGCAUACUUGUUGAUAAAUGGGCACCUUCUACUCUCUACUAUGUUCUUUGCAUAGUUUUGUACUCGGCUUCAAAUGCUUUUAAAGGUGAUGCUAUAUAACUCCACUGCCAAUAAAAAUGUUUUACUAAUGGUCGCAGGAUGUGUUGUCAAAUUGGUUGGAGCAAAGAAUUGAGCUGAUGUAAUUACUUAUUAAUGGUCACGUGAUGUCAAAUCUUUUUGUUGUCAAAUUGGUUGUACCCGAGAGUUGUGUUGAUGGCAUUUCACAUGACGGGCUAAUGAUAAUGCCUGAUCUGGUUUGGGAGGUCAAAUUGAUGGGAGGAAGAAGAAACAUGAUACUCUGUUUGAUAUGAAACUUCCAGAACCAAUAAGGUGCAAAAUCAAUGGAAGGAAGAAACAUGUUACAAUGACUGCAAUGCCGUUGGAUUGUAGCAUGAAAAGUAGGUUGACUUGGUACUUGCAUAAAAGUCAAUCAAAUUGAUUUAAAAAUAUUGUAUUCAUGUACACAGUUUGUUUAGGGUACAAGUAAUGCAUCUCAUGGUACCAACAAUAUCGUUUUCAUGCUCAAACUUAAGGUAUAGAUAUAAAUUUGUUAAUUGGGUAAGGGAUCAACAUAUUGCGAUGCUUUGUUAUAUCAGUUUUGAAUGUCAUGUUAUUUAAAUAUAAUUAUUCUUUAAACAUGUGAUAUUUUUAAAUAUAAAUAUUCUUUAAACACGUGUCUGUGGCACGUGCAUCUCCACUAGUUUGAUAAAUUGCCAAAAGAUAAUGUACAGGCAGUCAGGCACUGUCAAGGGAGUAUAGUCAUCUUCCUGCAUGACAUUGAAAAUUUAAAUAGCACCAGCUGUUAUACUGUUUGUUAUUAAGAGUGAAUCCAUAUGACAUCCUUGGUUCAUGGUUAUUUGCCUUCCAGUUAAUUUGUAAAUCAAUAUCCAUCAGACAUGCAAGAAGGUAAAUCAGAGAGGGACAAGAGAACCAGUGAAGGGAAGGAACACUUAGUGCACGGCGCACCUGAUAAGUGGCAACAUGCCUUCAGAGCAGACGAGGACUGCGGUUAACUGAUUAUGCAGUUGUUUCUGUAGGCUAUUUGGAAAUCAGUUAUGGUUAUUACCUGUUACUUCCAGGUUUCAGUUGUGCCUUUUACUUAAUUGGCCUCUUCAGUCUGCUGCUUUGAUCAGGUCACCGCUGCAAUUAAUUGCACAUGGAGAUUAUACCUUGAGGAAUCGGAUGCAACGGAGGUAAGGACCAAUUACAGGCACGAUUCCUGGUCUCAAUCUUCCAUUUUGAAGCAAGUCUUGGCUUGUGUUAAUUCUGUUCCACAGUUACAACUUCUCUGGUAUUCCUCUCAAAAAAAAAAAACUUCACUGGUAUUUAUUGUGAUGUUGGAGCUGACUUGCUAUUUGGAGCUUCUUGAAGUCAGCUGGAUGAAGAAAUAAUCAUCAGCGUUGUCAGGCCCUCUAGUGGUUGAAGGCAGUGCAGACUUUUCUGAUUUCCCCAUCGUUUCCGGUCUUCACUCCCAACCUCCCGAGCUUGAUCAUGGCGGCAACAAAAGCAUCAAAGAACUCCUUCUGGUUCCCGGCGAACCUGUCUACGAUGUUCUUGGUCGCACCAUCUGUGUACAGCACCUGGUCGGAGGUGAAGAGCCCCAGCCCGUACUGGAGGUUGGUGUAGUAGUUGUUGUCGAAGGUGAUGGGGCUCACAGGGUCCAUGUUGACGGCGAUGGUCUCGCCGACGUUAGGCGGGCACGCCUGCUUGAGCUGCUGCGCGUAGUCGGGGUUGAAGGAGGGGUCCGUCGGCGUGCUGCUGCUGUAGUUGUACAGCCGGUUGAGGAAGCGGGUGCAGUGCGCGAAGCCGACGGUGUGCGCGCCCGAGAGCGCGACCAUGUCAUCCGGGGAGAAGCCGCUCCUCUGAAACAACGGGGAGAGCUCCUUGACGUGCAUCUUUGGGUCGGGCAGCUUGCCCUUGACGUCGCUGGCCCUGGAGACGAGGCCGUCGCGCCGGCCAAGCUCGACGGACCAGUAGGGGCCUUUCGACUGCGGCAGUUGAAGGUGAUGGGAUUCAGGUGAGGACGGUGAAGUGAAGGGGGGAUUGGUUUUUGCUGAAGGCAGCUGGGUGUUUACCAGGAAGACGACAUCUCUGGCGGCCAGUUGUAUGAUGUCGGCGCAGGAGACCACGCCGGGGCAACUCCUCUCGACGGCGGUCUUGACUCGGUUGAUCGUGUCGAAGCCGUCGCCGGCGAGGGAGUCGUUGUCCUCGGCGUCCUUCUCGGCGUCGUUCUUCUUGGACGAUAUCAGGACGGCGGCGUCACAGCCCUGUAGUUCAAAGAGAGCGGAAGGGGUUACUCACAAUGUUUGUUUUCCUCUGUACUUACUGCUUGAUAAUGUUCAGUAUGGCAAUAAAUAAAUAAAUUUUGCUUGUAUAUAUAUGAGGUUCGAAAUUUGGAUAUGAAAA